AUAUAUUUUAGGAUUGUGUCUGGUAUGGAGUUUGUAAUACAGAUGCCUUGAAUCAUAAUCAAUAUUGUUCCUACAAUGGCACUCCAAAAGAGAUGCCUGAAGAUGGACUGAAGUUGUUAACAGAAAGGUGCAGUUUUUUACUUCAAGCAGAGACAAAGAAUUUUUGCUGUGACGUCGAUCAGGUAAAAAUAUUGAAUGAAAACAUUAAACUUGCUGCGGCAAUUUUAGAACGUUGCCCAUCAUGUAUGACAAAUUUGGCUCGUCAUAUUUGCGAAUUAACAUGCUCUCCAGAUCAAUCAAAAUUCUCUAGAGCUGCUGCUACAAAGACAAAUGAUAAAGGUGAUCUUUAUGUUACUUCUUUGGAUUUACACGUAACAGAAGAGUAUAUCAAUAAGACGUAUAAGUCAUGUUCACAGGUAUCAGUUCCACAAACCGGUCAAUUAGCACUAGAUCUAAUGUGCGGCGCUUAUCCAGCAUCACGAUGUAGUCCUACAAAGUGGUUCAAUUAUAUGGGGGAUGCAAAUAAUAUAUAUGUUCCAUUCCAAAUAACAUAUAUUCAACAUUCAACAAACUCGACAAAAAAUGGGAUUACUCCAAUCAAUCCAAAAACAACUCCCUGUAAUGAAUCUGUAAAUAUCGAACUGCCAGCGUGUUCAUGUACUGAUUGUGAUUCGUCUUGCCCUCAAUCUCCAGAUGAACCGAUACCAAAACCAUUUAACAUUGCAGGACUUGACGCUUUUACAGUUAUUAUGACUGUCGUGUUUACUGUUGGAUCUCUUGUUUUUUUAUUGGGAACAUUUUUGUUUACGAAUGACUCAAUAAAUGGUAAGUUUUUAGUCCGGCCUGUCCCGAAACAAUGA
Messenger RNA from Drosophila navojoa, 860 nucleotides. Its product is annotated as NPC intracellular cholesterol transporter 1-like. Gene Ontology annotation, biological process: intestinal cholesterol absorption; sterol transport; cholesterol homeostasis. Gene Ontology annotation, molecular function: cholesterol binding. NCBI's taxonomy places the organism in Eukaryota, Metazoa, Arthropoda, Insecta, Diptera, Drosophilidae. The record is from RefSeq and is a predicted model, not a curated record. Gene Ontology annotation, cellular component: plasma membrane.